Molecule: messenger RNA, 1276 nt
Organism: Larimichthys crocea (large yellow croaker)
Lineage: Eukaryota; Metazoa; Chordata; Actinopteri; Sciaenidae
Gene: txndc9
Product: thioredoxin domain containing 9
Exons: 5
Coding region: 162-830 (222 amino acids)
Source: RefSeq, a predicted model, not a curated record
GACUGCCAAUAAACGACAAAGAAGAAGAAGACGUAUUAUACCGCCUGACGUCAUCGGGCCACCUGUGACGUAACAUCCGCUUCCACCGUUUGCAUCUCGCGCACAGACGGAGCAGCCCGCGAGCCCCUCAUCAGAUUCAGAGUCUUCACACACCGAGCAUCAUGGCCAGCCAAGCGAUGGACCUCAUAGCGAAGGCGUUGGAGCACUCGGCCAAGCUGGUGGAGGAGAAGGUGGAUGCACAGCUGAGCAAACUGAACGAGAUGGAGGAAGACGAUUUGGAAAGAUUGAAGGAGAGACGAUUAGAGGCGCUGAAGAAAGCCCAGAAACAGAAGCAGGAGUGGUUGUCUAAAGGUCACGGAGAGUACAGAGAAAUCUCAAGUGAGAAAGACUUCUUCGGCGAGGUCAAGGACAGCAAGAACGUCGUCUGCCACUUCUACAAAAAUUCCACGUUCAGAUGUAAGAUCCUCGACAAACACUUGGCCAUCUUGGCGAAGAAGCACGUUGAGACCAAGUUCAUCAAACUGAACGUGGAGAAGGCUCCGUUCCUGACGGAGAGGCUGCGGAUUAAAGUCAUCCCCACGCUGGCCUUGCUGUUAGACGGCAAAACGAAGGACUACGUGGUUGGAUUCACCGACCUCGGAAACACAGACGAGUUCCCCACAGAGAUGCUCGAGUGGAGGCUCGGCUGUGCCGAUGUCAUCAACUACAGCGGUAACCUGAUGGAGCCUCCGACGGUGACGCAGAGGUCGGGCUCAAAGUUCACAAAGGUGGAGAAGAAAACCAUCAGAGGACGAGGUUACGACUCGGACUCCGACUCUGGAGACGACUGAAGAGCUCCGGCAGUCGUCUGGGUUCCUCUCUCAGGGCUACCUCAGUCACAGGAAGUCUCGCAGACAGCCCGCCUUGGUUUUCUUCUUCCCGCUCUCUCAGUGACUUCUUCAUUAAAUCAUUGUAUCAUCUCUUUCUGUAGAAGCCGGUUUGUUUCUGCCUUAUUUAAAGAAUCAUCUGUGUGUUUUAUGUUUGAAGAUCGACGUGUGUCACCAAUCACGUGUCGGCUCCAGUCUCUGUUACGUUGUUGAUUUUGUGUCUUGGAUUACAGACGCGCUCAUUUAGGAUAGUUUGUUUUGUUUCGUGCUUUUCCUUUUGUAACCCUGCAAGUCUGAUACUGAAACAGAAACCACGAUGCACGAGUGCCAAGCAUCAAAGACCUUUUCACACGACAUUUCCUUGUAGCAAGAGUUUGACAUGAAAGAAAUUAAAAAUGUGUGACGGUGUG